AAAUAGAAAGCACCGCGAUAACAUGAGAUAACUAUUAUCUCUUACUCUUCUUUUGUGUGAGACAAAUGCACUUUGCCUGUUUCCCGGGGAGAAAGUAACUAGCCGACUACGAUCCUUCCCUGGACAUAAUCAUUAUCUUUCUUUCUAGGGUAUAUGCUGUUGAACAGUUUCUUCCUCAUCGUCUGUGUGGAAGGAAACCGCAGCCUGUUCUCUACUCUUCCCCGGCAGUGAGCGACGGCUUCCCAGCCUCCACAGCGUCAACACACCCGGUACUAAUUAAGAAAAAAAAACCCCAAACGCGUAUAUGUCUGACAAGGAAGCAAACAUGUCGACGGAGAGGAAAGCGACGUUAAGCGAAAACAUGCUUUUUGGGAUGGGAAAUCCCUUGCUCGACAUUUCAGCUGUCGUGGACAAAGAUUUCCUUGACAAGUUUGGACUGAAGCCGAAUGACCAGAUCCUCGCCGAAGACAAACACAAAGCCUUGUUUGAUGAAAUUGUCAAGAGGAACAAAGUUGAAUACCAUGCUGGUGGCUCGACCCAGAACUCAGUGAAAAUUGCUCAGUGGAUGAUCCAGAAGCCCCACAAGGUGGCUACCUUCUUUGGGUGCAUCGGUGCCGACCACUUCGGGGAGAUACUGAAGAAGAAGGCCGAAGAAGCCCACGUCGAUGCCCAUUACUAUGAACAAAAUGAGGAGCCGACCGGUACCUGUGCAGCCUGCAUCACUGGGGACAAUAGGUCCCUUGUUGCUAACCUGGCAGCGGCAAACUGCUACAAAAAGGAAAAACACCUGGACUUGGACAGCAACUGGGAACUGGUGAAGAAAGCCAAGGUCUAUUAUAUUGCGGGUUUCUUCCUGACGGUGUCUCCGGAGUCAAUCCUCAAGGUUGCGAAGCACGCUUCAGAUAACAACAAAAUCUUCUGCAUGAACCUCUCAGCACCUUUCAUCAGCCAGUUCUUUAAAGAGCCCCUGAUGAUGAUUAUGCCUUACGUCGACAUCUUGUUUGGCAAUGAGACGGAGGCGGCCACAUUUGCCAAAGAGCUGGGCUUUGAGACAGAUGACAUUGCAGAGAUUGCAAAGAAGACCCAAAACCUCCCUAAGGAGAACACAAAGAGGCAGCGAGUGGUGGUCUUCACUCAGGGCAAGGACGACACCGUUGCAACUGUUGGUGAUAGGGUGACCAUGUUCCCUGUUUUGGACAUCGACCAGAACAAUAUUGUGGACACUAAUGGAGCAGGCGACGCCUUCGUGGGAGGAUUCCUCUCUGCAUUGGUCCAAGAGCAGGAGUUGGAGGAGUGUAUCCGGGCCGGACACUACGCCGCCAAUGUCAUCAUCAGACGGGUCGGGUGCACCUUCCCAGAGAAGCCAGACUUUCACUGAUGCAUUCGAGCACCGCUCAUUUUGUCUUUUCCACAUGAGACUUGGAUAUGUAUGCUCCUUCAGGAUUUUAUGUACAUUUUUUUCUAUUUUCAGUGACUGCAUGGGACUAAGUGCUGCAGCUUGGAAUCUUUUAUCAAGCUUAAAUAAGCAACUCAGAUGUUUUAAUACAAUUCAAACAAUGUACUAGUAUCAAAUGUUGGAAUAAUAGGGGCAUUUUUAAAGGAGCACUCCACUGAAAAUCUAUCUUUUGAGUAUCAAAAACUCAGACCUACAGGCCUAAAAUAUUCAAACUACAGCAUAAUUCCCUUCUCCAUCACUGAGCCCUAUGUUUCCUAUGUUUACAACUCAUAGUCUAUCCACAACAGAGGUGUCCACUGUCACCUCCUCAGUGCUGUGAAGCUCUGCUGGAAGUAGUGUUGGUGUAGAUUGGUGGUGAAGAAGAACAUUAUCCUGCAGGAUAAAUUUGAAAGUUUCAGUGGACAUGUGGCUCUGAAAAGUUUGUUUCUUGCUCCUUCAUGGAGAAGUUACAACCGAUUCUAAUGGUGACCCAGAAUGGAGGCCAAAAAUACCCAUUUAUACCACCCAUUGAAACUUCUCCAACCAUUCCUGCUGCAUAAUCCACUGUUGAUCCUUAUGCUCAAUAAGUUCAUAAUAAUUAAAGCAUCACCAAUAAAUUGCUAAUUACAUUUCUUCCUUUGGAGCUUCUGAGCUAUGAGGAGGCAAUAGUGUGACACAGAAGUAGUGUGUUUAGCAGUGCCAUCCCUCACAAAGCAGCAAACUUUUCAGAGCCUUUUUUCAAGCCUGCAGGGGACGAGUGUAUUGAGAUUUUGUAAAUAUAGUACAUUUUCAGUUGAAUGUUCCUUUAAAUUUCAGCAGUAACGCUGCAGAAAUCAUGGAAUUCACGGGGUCAUAGGAGGCAUUUCAAUUUCCAAAAUUGACAGUUUUAGUAGGACAAAACUGGAAAAGAAAGUUUUUUGUUAUUGUAUAAAUAAAACAAUAUCCAACUCAAAAUCCUACUGAGCUACACCUAUCAUAAAACAAAUUCAGUUUGGAUAUAUAAUAUUUUGUUUUACCAUCAGUUAAAAUUUUAUGUGAAUACACCCAAAAAACGAAACGCAAAACAAUGUUAUAACACAGAGGUUUGUGUAUUUCCCCCGUUAUUUAAUCAGGCAUAGGCUCCCUCAUGCUAAUCGCUUUUGGACAGCUCAACACCCCCCAUUAUCGAGGGCACUCAGGAGGGGGGUGGAGGGUGGGGGUGGCAGGACCAGCUUGGUGUCCUGGCUCCGCUCAGUCACCCCCCAACUCUUGCUCAUUGGGUCCUAACUGGACUCUCAGGGUCUGCGGGGCCAUGGGAGAUCAUUUUUCUCAGUUUAGGGAUUAGUGGUCGCUCUUCAUGGCGAUCAUUAGAGGGACCUGAAAAUUAGGCUGAUCCUUCAUACCCAGCUGUGCUGUCGCUGGGGGUUGGAGACGACGAUCAGAGGGAGGCCCCUCCCCUGCCUCACGCCCACCCCCUCCCACUGACUGUGGGCCAGCAGAAGUGUUGGGCAGUGUCUCAAGUGUUUUGUGGAAAACAAUUCAACAAUCAUCUGUUCUACAAAGAAGGGAGAUUGGGAAUAACAUCUAUGAUCCCCUAGAAACAACCUGUUACAUCAUAUUUUCUUUUAUUUUCUGCGAGCGUGAUCCAAUUUUUUUACUCUCCCUGCACACAAGCUGAAUUUUCUGUAAUGAGGCAUAGUUUAUGCAUUCAUGCUAAUCAGGGGCAUCUAGGUGAAAGCAUUCUCCAGCCAAAAUGUUAUUAACAACUUUGAGACACUUUUUUUUUUCAUCAGCAUUUUUUAAGGUUUCACACAGAUGCGCUUUGAAAAGGACCACAUUUCUGAUUGGGCAAGAUCACACUCCAUGGCAGCUGGUUCAUUUGCUUCUCAAGAUGACAGAUGGCAAAACACAAACACAAAAAGAGGGAGCCAUGAUUAAGUAAUGAGAAUGCCUGCCACAAUAAGGAAACUACUAAACAUACUUUUCUCACUUUUCCUGGUAAACUUUUGCUUUGCUCAAUGAAUGCAAGAUGUGGAAAAACAAACAUAAAAUCUGUGCAUUUAAUUUACAUUUUACAAUACUAUGUUAUCUGUUUUGUAAGCUAAUGAGCUGUAGGCAUUCUGAAAAUGUUUAAUGCCGGUUUUAUUGUUUAGCAGCAAUCCACAAAAUCUCUUUUCAUUUACUGUUUUGAGUUAAAUACGCUAUAAACAACUUUAAAGUAGGGAGAGGGGAAAAACUUGACUUUGCGAUAUUUGCCUUCAAAAGUGAGUUCUCGACCAGAAUAUAUUUUUCUGAAUGCAGGAAAAGGAGUAACUGGGGCCCUGGCCAGUGUUUUGCCCCGCAGAUGGGCAGCAGUGUUUGUGAACACCAGUGUGGCAGUUGGCAGGGAUUGUGGAGGGGGAUGGGCAGAUUGCAAUGGCACAUGCUCCAAUUCAAAUUAUCCCUGGACCCAUGCAGCAGUGGAGAACCUGCUGGGGCCCAGGGUGGCAUUCAUUAUAACCAGACACAGGCAGGUUUGGUCAGUGCCUCCGUCGUGACACCAGCCCCCCUGAAUGCAUCAAAUCUGAACCCUCUCCAUUCACAUUUCACCUGCUUAAACAACAGCACCACAGUGAAACAACAUUUUUAUUUGCUUGUUUUUACCACAAAUCGUCAGUGAGUAGAUUGAAGUAAAUGUCAAGGACUGAAUGGCAGGGAGACACUUAAUGAACUAAACAUACUGAAACAGUGUAAAUGGUAAAUAGGGCAAACAGGUAAAUAGAGAGCAUUAGAAAGGUCAUCAAGGUAAUAAGAGGUGCAUCUGAUGAAGAUGCAGCAUAAUGAUAAAAAUGACAAGACUAUUAGUAUGUGAAUUGAAUCAAUCCAAAUCAAAUUACACAUCAAAUGUGUCUUUUUAAAAGAGGCUAAAUGUUUUCCAUUUGAGAUCUUUUUAAAGCUGUGUGUACAGUACAGUAUGUGUUCAUAAUAUGAUGGGAAGUUACCAAUUAUCUCUCUAAUUACAUCUGUAUUACUGAAUGAAAAAUGAGCUUUCUGGCAUUUCUAAUGCAGCUAAAGAGUUGGUGAAUGAGCGAGGGGAGCGCAAAUCUAAAGACUGAAAAUUUAAUGAUCUACAUUAUUGCUAACAACUACUGCUCUUCCUUGGGUAUGCUGAAGUUAAUUAGCAGAUUAGGGUGUUAGUGUAUAAUAUCCCAUACUGCCCUGGGUAAAACUGGCCUGUGCAACAGACGGCUCAUCUUGAAAUAAAAAGUCUGGAUUUA
This is a messenger RNA of Lates calcarifer (barramundi perch), 4671 nucleotides long. RefSeq names its product adenosine kinase b (gene adkb). Gene Ontology annotation, biological process: purine ribonucleoside salvage. NCBI's taxonomy places the organism in Eukaryota, Metazoa, Chordata, Actinopteri, Centropomidae. Gene Ontology annotation, molecular function: adenosine kinase activity. The record is from RefSeq and is a predicted model, not a curated record. Gene Ontology annotation, cellular component: nucleus; cytosol. Bases 305 to 1378 code for a protein of 357 amino acids. The transcript is spliced from 11 exons.